Saccostrea cuccullata (small rock oyster) is the source of this 616-nucleotide messenger RNA. RefSeq lists its product as uncharacterized. Bases 149 to 550 code for a protein of 133 amino acids. The record is from RefSeq and is a predicted model, not a curated record. The transcript has 5 exons. NCBI's taxonomy places the organism in Eukaryota, Metazoa, Mollusca, Bivalvia, Ostreida, Ostreidae.
AAAUCUCCUUCGUAUUAUAUACUGUCCAGCGCAGUAUGACCACUCAUGCGCGACGUCAUAAAAACGUCAAUGCGCAUAGCCAUUUCAUGCGUCAGAAAACUGCCUUUUAUUGCACAGGUGUAUAUUUGAUAUAACUUGGUAAAAUAAUAUGGAAGUUCUUCCGUAUUUCGCAGUGAUUUGUAUCCUAACAUUGACCGAGGGUAAGACAAUCCCAGACAAAGAUAAGACCUGUCAUUCCUCCUCAGAAUGCGCCAAAGAUAGCUGCUGUCGUGACGAGCAGGGAACGCUGGUAGAUCCAUCCGGGUUAUUUGAUCACGUGGGACCUGUGACGGAGGUGCUCAAUGGUACCUGUGUUCCUCUUCACGCCCAGUUUGAUGAGAACUGUGGAGAUGCAUGCCCAUGUGAUCUGACACAAGGUCUGGUGUGUGACAGAGUCGUCUCCGACAACAAGUUCACCCCGUCCAUCUGCAGACCGAAGGAUGUGGUCAGUAAAUGGACCAAUGAUUUCCUGGACUGUUGGAACGAUGCCAACUGUGUGCUCCCUUUGUAAUUUACAAUAUGCAAUAUUGUAAAGUACCUCUAAUUAAACUACGAAUGUUAAGCUGAUGUUAAAAAU